AUGACAACGAAAGAUAAGAAGUCUUUUAAGAAAUAUGCUAAGAAACAUUUGGCAACGGUGAUUGAGAACCGCCGUAAGAGCGCGAAAGCCAAGAAGGAAAAAUUGGAGCGUGUUGAGCGGAAAAAAAUGCGUGAAGUCAAAGAAGUUCAGCGUGAGGAGCGUGAACAUCAAGAGCAAUUAGAUCAUUUAAACGAAAUCGAUCCGGAGUUUUAUUCUUACCUGGAGGAGGAGGACCCGACACUCCUGCAGUUUGGCGAGGAAGACGUGGAGGUUGUGGAUGACGGCGUGGGCAGCGAUGCCGAGACUGAGGUGGAUGGUGAGGAUGAGGACAAUAAAGACGACGACGAAUAUAAGGCGAGAGACUCUUAUGUUGAGAAGAGUGCGAAGUGCUUCUCCGCAUCUCGCAUUACUCGAAAAGAAAUUGAACAUCUCGUCAAGGGGAGAAACAUUGAGGCAUGCGUUGAUAUUUUUGUGAGUGCCGUGCGGGAGUUGGGUUAUAACGUUAAGGAGAAUCCGAAGAUAAGUUCAACUCGUAAGUUUGACGACCCGUCGUUGGUGAAAGAGUCUGUGUUUCGCAUUGCACGCGCCAUUGGAUCAAACCUCAGCCAUUUCAUUACCGGGAAAGGCUCAUUCAAAUCAUACGAGACUCGUUUUUUGAUGAGGCGAUUGCUUAUUUCUCUUGUGACAAUUGUGUCAGAGGGAGGGAACGUGGACGCCGUACUAACAGCUGGUUUACUUCACGCCUUAACACCCUUUGUGCCCAUUUUACAUUACAUAAAAGGUAUUACGAAGUCUGUUUUGAGAGCAUCACUUUCACUGUGCUCAGCCUCAGAGGAAUCGGUACGUAUAGCAGCCUACGUUGUUGUUCGAGCGGUUGCAACACGUGCUACGGGGACAAGAUCCAUGUAUCAGUCUGCCGCCUUUAAGGGUAUAUUUCUUACUCUUGUGAAGAAAGCAUAUCACUAUAACAUCCACAAUGCGUCAUUGAUAGCCUUCCUUAUAAACUGCGUUGUUGAUUUGUAUGGUACUGACAUGGAGGCUGCAUACCAACACACAUUUGUUUAUCUUCGUCAAUUGGCGAUUUACCUUCGUUCUGCACUACAUCAGCAAACUCAGAGUAACGUAAGAGCUGUGGUAAACUGGCAAUAUCUGAACGCAUUACGUACUUGGGGCGCCGUCGUCUCAAAGUAUUCCGAGCCGUCACAACUAGGUCCACUUAUUCAUCCUAUUGUUCAAAUUGCACUUGGACUAAUGGAUCUUUUUUCAUCCCCUCGCAUGUUUCCUAUGCAUCUACAGGUCAUAGAGGUUCUUAAUCAUAUUUCUCUUCGUGCCGAUGGGGUUUUUAUUCCUGUGGCUCCGUACCUUUUGCGCAUGCUGACUUCACCGAGUAUUGCUUUGAAUCGUCCUACCCAAGGAGAAGGAGAAAAAUUUGAACGUGUGGACUUGCAGUUUACAAUCCGUAUGAAAAAGGCACAGUCGCGUAGUUCAAGUUAUCAUCAAAAUAUUUGUUUUGAGUGCCUUUAUCUCCUUACAGAGCAUUUGGCAACGCAUAGCCACACUCUUGGUUUUCCAGAGGCUUUCUGGGUUGUGGAAACGACUCUUAAACGGUUGCGUAGCGAGGUGAAAAUACCGAAGAUUCACUCACAAUUGACCAUUCUUCUUCGUCACAUGCAAACAACAACUCAACGCAUUAUAGCACGACGCGAUCAGGCGGGCAAUGGUCCAUGCGACCUGGCAGCGGUGAAGCAGCUGGAGGAUGAAUUAAAAGCUGCUGGAAAUCCGUUGUCGACAUAUCAUCAAAUGCUUCGCCAGCAACGAGUUGAAUCAUUUGCCACGAAACAGAAGAAUGCAAAUGGAGGGGAGCGCACGACGUUAGAGGCGAUGAUGGAGGGAGGGAGAGAGAGAAAAAGCCGUAAACGUUCGGUACGUGCUUUUGAUGUUUAA
Molecule: messenger RNA, 1944 nt
Organism: Trypanosoma cruzi
Lineage: Eukaryota; Euglenozoa; Kinetoplastea; Trypanosomatida; Trypanosomatidae
Exons: 1
Coding region: 1-1944 (647 amino acids)
Biological process (GO): ribosomal large subunit biogenesis
Cellular component (GO): nucleolus; Noc2p-Noc3p complex; Noc1p-Noc2p complex
Source: RefSeq, a predicted model, not a curated record